AGCCAGCCUAGGCAACUUAUCAUGAUCCUGUCUCGAAAUAAAAAGGACUGGGUACAUAGUAAAGCAUUUGCCCAGCACACGUGAGGCCAUGAGUUCAGUCCCUAGCAUGAGAGAGAGAGGAAGAGGGAGGCAGGAGAGAGAUACCUUUGGACCUACAGAGAGAUCACUGGUGGACUUUAGACUCGGCAAAGGAAUGAAGUGAGAGGAAGAGGACAGUGUGAUGAGAGGAAGAAUUAAUAAGUCAGAACAAGGAGGCUUCACAGUGCACUGCCAAGUGUUGAACCAACUAGGAGAUAGUGAGGUUAAGCUGGGGUUUUUGAGCGGAAAGCUUUCUUAGUACUUAAACUACCACUAGGAAGGGCCAAAAGAGACAGGUGGGUGUACUAAAGAAGGCAAAGAAAUAAGCCAAAAGACUGAAGAGGCAGGAGUGUAUUGGAGUGUAGCGAGGAAGAGAGAGUGGCUAGAGUUUAGGUGGGGGUGACGGGAUGAUUAGGUAUUUGGGGACACACAGCAGGGUUGUCCUGGAACUAAUCCCCACAGAUGAGGAGGGACCCUUGUAAAGUAGAAAUGGAUUAUAUCCCCAGGUAUAAAACAAGUAUCCAUGAGUCUGUGCUGACAUAAAUAAAUGAUUGAAUAGGUUAACAAAUAGGGGAGAAGAAACAGAACUCCAGGGAAUAAGAAUUCCAAAUAGAUUGUCUAGGUGCUCCUCCCUACAGGAGGGGGAGCAUUACUCCAGGCUGCCUUAGUCAUUUCUUCCCAAGAAUACAGUUUAGGAAGGGGCAGAAGAAAGAGCAACUUUACAGUGGGAAAACUGGACUCAAACACCCAGCCCGGGGACCGAGGUCACCAUCAGUCACACGCUGAUAAUGUGUACCUCGACGGGAUGUGAUGAAUGGCACUUGACCUCUGUAAGCUUCCUCCCCGCAAACCAGAACCCUAAUGGUCUAAUGUGAGAAAAAGAGCAGACAGACCCGACAGAGGGACAUCCUACAGCACCCCUGCCCAGUGUCCCUCGAAACCAGCAAGGGCUUGAGGGCUCAAGGCCGUGGCAGGAGAGGCCUUAUCUUCAUUUGUUCUCUUGGAACUCAGCAAGCAAGAGUGACAUCUAAACCAGAAGGAGGAAGAGAGGAACCCGAAUCUUCUCAGCUGGUUGGGCCCGUGGUUACCCAUCAGUCUGGGGAUGAACCACCUCAAUGAGACCGGCCACCAACUGAAAGUCAGGACAUGACCCCUGGUCAGGAGAGAGAGGACAAGGAGCCCUUGAGGUUCCAAGGCUGAUCUCCAGGGACUGCCACAUGCAAAGACUGCAGGAGGCCUGGGCAUGAAGCAGCAGCAGUGGUGCGGGCUGACGGCCAAGAUGGGCACCGUGCUGUCGGGGGUCUUCACCAUCCUGGCCACCAACAUGUACCUCAUCUUCGAGCGGAAGCACCUGGGGCACGGCAACUGCUCCGAGAUCAGCCUUCAGGAGGAGAGCCCCAACCCCGCGCGGCAGUUCCUCGUCUGCUGGAGCUACACGAUCGUGCUGUGCCUGUCCAUGGUCACCAUCGUCCUCAGCUGCCUCCUGCUGUACGCCGUGUACGCACAGAUCUACAGCGGGCUGCUGGUCUACGGGGUCUGGAUCCUCUUCUACGAGGCCGUCAACCUGGUGGUCCAGGUCUUCACCAACAAGCUCAGCUCCACCGAGGUGCGCGCCAUGCGCUGGCUGGGCUUCGUGCUGCGGACCCUGCUGCACUGCUACGGGCUCUUCUUCGUCGUCGUCUACGCCCACACCAUCUACAAGAGCCAGAACCAGGGGAACAUCGUCUUCUACAACAGACGCGUUUCCAUGAGCGGCGGAGAGACCCCUCGGCAGAAGUCAAAGAUCCUGAGCUUUGUCCACCACUAUAAAGAGUGACCUGGGCGCCUGUCUUUCCCCAAGAGGCAGGUCUCUCCGGUUCUUAGGGUAGCCCCUUUCUUGCUCUCUCCCCCGCCCCUUUGGCUGAGCAGUUUGGCCAGUGCAGACCCCACGGCCACUCUUCCAGGGGGAAUGUGGAGAGAUGAAGUGAUUCUGAUCAUAAAGGGCGUAUCCUGCUCCUUGAGGGCAUUUGUUGAGUUCAAGGGCCUCAUGAUGGAUCAAACCUUCCUUGAAUUCUGCCUUCCUGUUCUGGUUAUGCUACUGCAUAACCUUACUGGUCAAAAUCAAGAUGAAAAAGUACAGAAAUGAAGCUGAUUUGCUGAACAGCCGGCUCUCCUUGUUUUGAUAUGUCUUCAUUCGUCUUCAACCCACAGCUCUUUUAAUGUGAUCUCGGGCUAGCCUCAUCUGUAUUUAGACUCAGAUUGUUGUAGCACAAAGAAAAGACACUGUUGGCCUUGGGGUGGAUUUGUGCUAUGGUUUCCCCCUCUGUCUUCUAUGCUAUAUUCCAGAUAAGUAAGACAAUAAAAAUAGAGGAGAAUCA
Molecule: messenger RNA, 2435 nt
Organism: Ictidomys tridecemlineatus (thirteen-lined ground squirrel)
Lineage: Eukaryota; Metazoa; Chordata; Mammalia; Rodentia; Sciuridae
Source: RefSeq, a predicted model, not a curated record